Molecule: messenger RNA, 1355 nt
Organism: Vitis vinifera (wine grape)
Lineage: Eukaryota; Viridiplantae; Streptophyta; Magnoliopsida; Vitales; Vitaceae
Exons: 2
Coding region: 97-1089 (330 amino acids)
Source: RefSeq, a predicted model, not a curated record
UCCGAGUCACCCCACUUGAAAGACUGUUUGGACUCUCCUGUUCACCGUAGAAGGUAAAGAUUCCGACCAACUCACAAACUCUACUCACCGGAAAGGAUGGCGUUCGUGUCUCGAAGCUCUAGCACGUGGCUACUCUCCCUCAAAGUUGCACUGAUCUCAAUUGGUGUUGUGUCCAUGGCUGUGAUUCUGAGGCAAUCCAUACCGGUUAUCUCAGAAUUUGCUGUUUCCGGAGUUCCUGUGAUGUGGAGCUCUUUCCGCUCGUGGCUCAAACCUCCUUAUCUCUACGUCAUCAUCAAUGGCAUCAUCAUCACCAUCGCUGCUUCUUCAAAGUUUCACCGAAUGAACCACCAAGAUCGGCCGGAGACGGCGGCGAAGGAUCCGGAAGAUGAAAGGACUGAGUUCACUUACGAAAUGAAGAACCCGCCGGAGUUUGUCGGCUUGGAGACGCCGAUAGUGUAUGAGCAGCGUGAAGUUACGAUUUCGGAGGUGAAGACCGUGGCGGACAGUCCGGUGGUUGAAGAUGAAGAGGAGUUGAUGAUCUCGAGGUCCACAACUCCGCCGCUGCCGCCAUCGCCGCUCUUGAGGAGAGAGUCGUCCGAGAUUCCGCUGGAGUGUCUCUUAUCUACGGAGAAACCUCUGGUUUCUUCUAGGUUCGGUCACCGGAAGCCGAUUAAAGCCAGUCCCGAAGCUUCAGGAGGAAAAGUUCUAAGAGUAUCGAAGCCAAAACGACACGAGACACUGGAGAACACAUGGAAGAUGAUAACGGACGGCCGUCACAUGCCGUUGACGAGACACCUGAAGAAAUCUGAUACGUGGGAGAAUCAUGGGCGUCACAUCGUAGUAAGAGAGGACACGUCACCUCAGAGAGCGAACAAAUCAGAGACGUUCAAGGACCGUACGAACAACCCACCACCCUCUCUCACUUCGCCUCUGGACUCCGUGAAGCUCAGGAAAGAUCCGUCGCUGAGUCAGGAUGAGUUGAACCGGCGAGUUGAAGCGUUCAUAAAGAAGUUUAACGAGGAGAUGAUGUUACAGAGACAAGAAUCAUUGAAUCAGUACAAGGAGAUGAUCAGCCGUGGAGCCCAGUAAUUGAAGAGGCAUCAUGGGGCUAGAGAUAUAGAAAAUAGAAAAUAUUUUAUUUGUUUUUUAAAAUAUUCACUCUGUUUCAGAAGUCCAAAAAAGGGUUGUGGUCGAGAACUUGUGUUUUUGUUUUUCCAUUUUUUUCAUUUUAGAUGUUUUUUUUUUCUUCCUUAGUGGGAGCUAAAACAUAGUCACAUCAUGGUUUGUAAAAAGAAAAGGGAAAUUUAGUGUGCUUGCUUUCAUGUUUAAAUGAAUGACCUGGAUAAUUUUAUUAA